This is a messenger RNA of Saccostrea cuccullata (small rock oyster), 1076 nucleotides long. RefSeq names its product prefoldin subunit 2-like. The coding region runs from base 10 to 426 and encodes 138 amino acids. Gene Ontology annotation, cellular component: prefoldin complex; cytoplasm. NCBI's taxonomy places the organism in Eukaryota, Metazoa, Mollusca, Bivalvia, Ostreida, Ostreidae. The transcript has 3 exons. Gene Ontology annotation, biological process: protein folding. The record is from RefSeq and is a predicted model, not a curated record. Gene Ontology annotation, molecular function: protein folding chaperone.
UUUAUCAAAAUGGCGACUAACAUUAACAAGUCGAAGGAACAAAUUGUUGCUGGUUUUCAGGAAUUAAGACAGCAACAGAGAGCCAUAGCAACAAAAAUAUCGGAAUUAGAAAUGGAUAUGAAAGAACACGAGUUGGUUAUAGAGACAUUGAAAGACGUAGACCCGGAUAGGAAGUGCUUUAGAAUGGUUGGGGGUGUCUUAGUUGAGAGGACGGUCAAAGAUGUUCUGCCAGCCUUAGUAAACAACAAGGAACAGAUGGGUAAACUUGUAGAAUCAUUAUCAAAACAACUAGAAACUAAGGGAAGUGAGAUCAACAAAUUCAGAACAAAGUAUAAUCUAAAGAUAAAGGGAGAGGAAUCCAAGGAGAUGGAGAAAUCCAGUAAAGACGUGAAAACGGGGGGUGUUCUAGUGGCCAAGGAGAGUUAGCAAAGGGACACAACUCUAGGAUGGAAUGCUUCUGGUAUAACUGCAUAGUGUUCUGUUAUUUCUACAUCAGUGUAACACUGUAAAGAACUUCAACAAGACAUAAGUGCUGGUUGUAUUCAUGAAAACAAUGACAUUGAUCAGAAUGUAAAUUUAAUCUCUCUUCACUUAAAAAUGUUCAUAUAAUUUUUCAUCUUUUGUUUAAUGGUGUUCAAAAAGACUGCACAUAUCUGUUCCAAGAGAUUAGCACUUGUAAUUCAGUGAAUGUGUUCCUGAUUAACUUACCUGUAAUUAGGUAGAUAAUGUACACUUUUUAUGUUGUCAUUUUUUAUUUUUUGACAGAGUGAUACCUGUAUAUAUUUAAUACUUAAUUAUAGGGAGAAGAAGAAAAGCUUCAUGUUCUAACUUUUUGGAUGGCCUUUUUUUUUUUUUUUUUGUAAAACCUCAUGUUAAAAAAUUUAUUCUUGUUUUAAGGAAUAAAGAAUGACAUGUUGUUUUUGUAAUGUUUCUAAUUUGUUCUGUACUUGCUCAAGAAAAGAAAAUAAGGAAAUAUGCUAAUUAUUAAAAGAUAACUCCAUGUGAAUUUUAGGAAUUUUAUUUUAAUACAUUGUAGCUAAUGUGCUCCGUUUACAAAUAAACCCUGUAUCUACAAA